UCGAACGGGGAAAGACCGAGUGCCGAAAGCGGUGGAGGCAACAAACUUGGAACCGCCAUAUAUGUUUCUUAAACGGACCAACCAAGUGAACAUCGGCUAAUUUCGGAGCAGAAGCUCAUAGGAUUCAGAGUGUCUCAUCAAGGAAAGUAACCAGCGCUGCGACUCCUCAGCCAUUUUGACUAGACGCCCGAAGGCUAAUAUUUGCACGGCAGCUCUGCAAGUGUACGCGGAUUGCAAAGUGUUUGCAGAUCCGUGCCAAAGCGAGAUGAGUUCGUUAUUCGGGAAUUAAGAGGACAGAUUUUUUUUUCCAUCGGAGAAACUUAACCGUUUUGUCAAGAGAAAGAGAGCGAUCCAACGGCACAUGAUGGAGUGCUACCUGUUGGGGAUAUACCUGUUUCUCGCGCUCGCUAUUAUGCAAAGGUCGAGCUGCACGAUAGCUAAGGAGCUAACGUGCCAGGAGAUCUCUGUACCCCUGUGCAAGGGAAUCGGCUACAACUACACCUACAUGCCGAACCAGUUCAAUCAUGACACGCAGGACGAAGCUGGCCUGGAGGUGCACCAGUUCUGGCCUCUUGUGGAAAUCCAGUGCUCCCCGGACCUUAAGUUCUUUCUCUGUAGUAUGUAUACUCCUAUUUGCUUGGAGGACUACAAGAAACCCCUGCCGCCCUGCCGAAGCGUGUGCGAGAGAGCGAGAGCGGGAUGUGCGCCUCUGAUGAGACAGUACGGUUUCCCUUGGCCAGACAGGAUGAGAUGUGACCUGUUACCAGUGCAAGGAAACCCAGACACGCUUUGCAUGGACUACAACAGAACCGAUUUAACUACCGUUUCGCCGGUCUUGUCGAAGCCGACUAAUUUUCCGGCUAAACCGUUUAGUCCGCAUAAAAACAAGAAUGGACACAGACCUGGCGGCAGACUCAAACCUCCGAUGUCCGCCUGCGAACCCGGGUGCCACUGUCGUGCACCCAUGGUACAGAUAAACAGUGACCGCCACCCACUUUACAACCGACUGAAGACAGGACAGAUUCCCAAUUGCGCCAUGCCAUGCCACAACCCGUAUUUUACCCAGAACGAAAGGACGUUUACAGCAUUCUGGAUAGGACUAUGGUCUGUGCUGUGCUUCGUUUCCACUUUUGCGACUGUUGCAACUUUCCUAAUCGACAUGGAGAGAUUCAAGUAUCCCGAGAGACCAAUUAUCUUCCUCUCCGCUUGUUACAUGUUCGUUUCGGUGGGUUACAUCGUGCGAUUGAUUGCUGGGCACGAAAAAGUAGCCUGUAGCAGAGAAUAUGACGUGGAGCACAUUCAUUACGAGACAACUGGCCCGGCACUCUGUACGGUUGUGUUUCUGUUGAUUUAUUUUUUCGGCAUGGCCAGCUCUAUCUGGUGGGUGAUCCUGUCUCUGACUUGGUUCCUGGCUGCCGGAAUGAAGUGGGGAAACGAGGCCAUCGCGAGUUACUCGCAGUAUUUUCACCUUGCUGCCUGGCUGAUCCCCAGUAUGAAGUCCAUUGCUGUUUUGGCCCUGAGCUCAGUCGAUGGUGACUCUGUUGCCGGAAUCUGCUAUGUUGGUAAUCAGAACUUGGACAAUCUGAGAGGCUUCGUGCUGGCCCCUUUGGUUAUAUAUUUGUUUAUUGGCACGAUGUUCCUUUUAGCAGGUUUUGUGUCGUUAUUCCGGAUCCGGAGCGUUAUCAAGCAAGGGGGUACAAAAACUGACAAGUUGGAGAAACUGAUGAUCAGAAUUGGGAUUUUCACCGUCCUUUAUACUGUACCUGCGACCAUUAUAGUUGCCUGCUAUUUUUACGAGCAGCACAACAGACAGAACUGGGAAAUAACUCACAACUGCUCCUGUUUGUUGGAGCAAGAAGCGCAAAAGCCGGACUACGCCGUCUUCAUGUUGAAGUACUUUAUGUGCCUUCUCGUGGGCAUCACGUCGGGGGUGUGGAUUUGGUCGGGGAAGACGCUGGAGUCCUGGCGAACUUUCUGCACGCGGUGCUGCUGGGGCAGCAAAGGCACCAACGGGUCAAUGUACAGCGACGUUAGCACGGGACUAACGUGGCGGUCGGGCACCGCGAGCUCGGUCUCUUACCCUAAACAGAUGCCAUUAUCACGGGUUUGAGUAGGAGAAUGGACAGUUCGCAGCGUCGCGAUUGUCUUUCUGUGUCGUCACAUUUGCAUGUUAAUGACCCCCUAAUGGUUCCUAUUAGGCAGAAGUGUUGAAGCCGGUGGAGAACAGUGUACCGUAAACACUGCUAAGCCCUCGCUUUAUAUAUGCACAUGGCUUGCAGGACGAUUUCGAAAGAAGGGAAAAAGUCCCCUUUUCACAUUUCAAGCAAGGAUGCAUUACACCUGGAAAUUAGCUGAGAACUAGUUUUCGGAGUAAGCAUAGUGCCAGGGAGGUAAAAUUUGACUGCAUUCAUUGUAUCAAAGAGGAAUUGAAAUAAGCCUUAAUG
Messenger RNA from Megalops cyprinoides (Indo-Pacific tarpon), 2444 nucleotides. Its product is annotated as frizzled-8-like. The record is from RefSeq and is a predicted model, not a curated record. Bases 362 to 2110 code for a protein of 582 amino acids. The transcript has a single exon. Gene Ontology annotation, cellular component: plasma membrane. NCBI's taxonomy places the organism in Eukaryota, Metazoa, Chordata, Actinopteri, Elopiformes, Megalopidae. Gene Ontology annotation, molecular function: Wnt-protein binding; Wnt receptor activity. Gene Ontology annotation, biological process: canonical Wnt signaling pathway; non-canonical Wnt signaling pathway.